AUGGCUCAGCAACAGAUUCCCCUCCCCGAGGCCAUCGCCUCCCACCCCUGGGAUCCCUCAACCUGGCGCUCAAAGCCCAUCAAGCAGUCUCCCGCCUACCCAGACCCCUCCAAGCUGCAAAAGGCCGUCACCGAGCUGCGCCGGAUGCCUCCCCUCGUCCACCCCCACGAGAUCAACGCCCUCAAAGCCCACCUGCGCGAGGUCGCCCUGGGAAACGGCUUCCUGCUGCAGGGCGGCGACUGCGCCGAGCUGUUCGACUACUGCGAGCAGGGCGCCAUCGAGUCCAAGAUCAAGCUGCUGCUGCAGAUGAGUCUGGUGCUCAUCUGGGGCACCAACAAGCGCGUGGUGAGGAUUGGGCGCAUGGCUGGCCAGUAUGCGAAGCCGCGAUCCAGCCCGACGGAGAUGGUCAAUGGCCAGGAGCUGCCAAGCUUCAGAGGCGACAUUCUGAAUGGCUACCAUGUUGACGAGCGGGAGAUUGAUCCCAACCGUCUCCUCAAAGCGUACCACCACUCCGCUGCCACGCUCAACUACAUCCGCACUGCCCUCUCCUCCGGCAUUGCUGACCUCCACCGGCCUCUCGACUGGGGCCUGGGCCACGUCCGCGACCCGAUCCUCAAGGAAAAGUACUCCAAGAUCGCCUCCAGCAUCCAGCAGACCCUGCGCUUCCUCCAGGUCAUCAACGCCCGCCCCGGCGAGCUCGAGACCGUCGAGCUCUACACCAGCCACGAGGGCCUCCUGCUCGAGUACGAGCAGCCCCUGACGCGCCUCAUGGAGAAGCCCACCCACCCGGGCGUCAGCAGGCCCGGCACUCCCCCGGGCUCCUCGCCCACCAUCAGGCCCGUCGCCGGCGACGAGGCCAAGGAGUACUACGACACCUCGGCUCACUUCGUCUGGAUCGGCGACCGCACGCGCCAGCUCGACCACGCCCACGUCGAGUUCUUCCGCGGCAUCGCCAACCCCAUCGGCAUCAAGGUCGGCCCUACCACGCCCGCCGAGGACCUCCUCGCCCUGCUGCGCACCCUCAACCCCUCCCGCGAGCCCGGCAAGAUCACCCUCAUCACCCGCUACGGCGCCGGCAAGGUCGCCGCCCUGCUGCCCCAGCACAUCCGCGCCGUCGAGGACUCCGAGUACCGCAGCUGCGUCGUCUGGCAGUGCGACCCCAUGCACGGCAACACCCUCGCCACCCCGACGGGCAUCAAGACCCGCCGCUUCAACGACAUCUACAGCGAGCUCGAGCAGUCGCUCCUCAUCCACAAGGAGCAGGGCAGCUACCUCGGCGGCGUCCACCUCGAGCUCACCGGCGAUGCCGUCACCGAGUGCCUCGGCGGCAGCGAGGGGCUCGACGAGGACGACCUCUCGACAAACUACACGUCCUUUUGCGACCCGAGGCUCAACGAGAAGCAGGCUCUCGAGCUGGCGUUUUUGGUGGCCGACCAUUACUCUCGGGAGCACAAGAAAUGA
Messenger RNA from Trichoderma aggressivum f. europaeum, 1461 nucleotides. RefSeq lists its product as uncharacterized. Gene Ontology annotation, molecular function: 3-deoxy-7-phosphoheptulonate synthase activity. The coding region runs from base 1 to 1461 and encodes 486 amino acids. The transcript is spliced from 2 exons. Lineage: Eukaryota; Fungi; Ascomycota; Sordariomycetes; Hypocreales; Hypocreaceae. The record is from RefSeq and is a predicted model, not a curated record. Gene Ontology annotation, biological process: aromatic amino acid biosynthetic process.